Messenger RNA from Xylaria bambusicola, 444 nucleotides. RefSeq lists its product as uncharacterized. The transcript is spliced from 2 exons. The record is from RefSeq and is a predicted model, not a curated record. Lineage: Eukaryota; Fungi; Ascomycota; Sordariomycetes; Xylariales; Xylariaceae. Bases 1 to 444 code for a protein of 147 amino acids.
AUGGACUCGCAAAAUCAAAGCCAAGAACCUAACUCCCAGGGUCAUACUGGACUCGAACAGUUACAGGAGUUUGUGGCCCUUUGCGAUACACAGCCCAUCCUUAUGGAUCAUCCCCAUUUUACGCCUCAGUCCACUGAUACUAAUUUUAAUAGUAUAGGUGAAGAGAAACAAAGCGCGGAUAAAUCCCCCCUGAAAAAUGCUGAUUCAGUCAAAGCUCCGACAGUCCAGUGCUCCGAAGCAUCAACUCUCAAUAGACUAUGGGAAGAGCCCGGAGUAGAUCUGAGAGAAAUAACAGUCACGGCAGAGGAGCGGGAGCUAUACUCUGUAAACAGAGACGGUCUCGCUAGCAUGGCUACUGGUCCUACUUGCUCUGUCUGUGAGGAACCCUUGAACUUUGAGUCGUUGUGUCAGGGUCUGACUUGCAAUGGUUGCGUAAGGCCAUAG